This is a messenger RNA of Schistocerca cancellata (South American locust), 549 nucleotides long. RefSeq lists its product as uncharacterized. The transcript is spliced from 3 exons. The record is from RefSeq and is a predicted model, not a curated record. Gene Ontology annotation, molecular function: nucleic acid binding. The coding region runs from base 1 to 549 and encodes 182 amino acids. NCBI's taxonomy places the organism in Eukaryota, Metazoa, Arthropoda, Insecta, Orthoptera, Acrididae.
AUGUAUCUAAUCAUAGUGGAUGGCCACAGCAAGUGGCCAGAAGUUAUCAAGAUGCUCUCUACCAAUACUUCUGCUCUAGGAGAUGCAUUAAUCCCUUUCUUUGUUCAAUUUGGCCAGCUUAAGGUGAUUCUGCCAGACAAUGGGCCCCAACUGCAUGCACCUAAAGCUAGUAUGUUUGAUGAAACAUCCGACAUUGAUAAAUUGAAUAUAUGGUUACUCACAUAUCAGAAUGCAGAACACACAUUCACAGGCCAAAGCACUGCCAUGCUUAUGUUUGGGAAGGAUAUAAGGACUCAAUUAAGCCUGACCAAAUCAUGUGACAUUCAGCCAAAGAUCAGACCCAAGUUAAUACCUGAGAAGAGUUGUACAUUCAGUGUUGGAGAUUUUUUAUGUAUGAGGAAUGGUGUAUGGGGAAAGGGUAUAGUUUUGAAAAGAGGAAGAAAUGGUAUGCACAUUGUAAAAUAUCUUAAUGUGCCAAUACUUGAUGAUGAUGUAGCUGAUUUCAUCUCUUGUUCUGAAACCAACAACAUUCCAGAGAGUCAACCAUAA